AGUUACCUGGCACCUGCUAGCUUAAUUAGGCUACCUCGGUGGGUUUUUCACCGUAAACUGUAGACCUACUACUUUGCCACACUGAAAGGCAAAAGGCAUUUUAAUUUACAAUGCUGACAAUGUAAGAGCUGUUUUAGAAGCUACACAUCAAAUUUGAUGAACAGUUUUUGACUUAUCAGUAAAGGCAUAGGAUAUUAAUUGGUAGGGUAGAAGAUGACAUGAGAAACGUCAAGAAAAUUAUAUUUGGAGAAACCUUAAAAAAACAACUCUGUUUAGACCCAAAGACCAUUGCCAAGGAUUUCUGCAGUGGUUACCUAUUUGGGGAGGUUCUGCAUAAAUAUCAGUUGCAGAAUGAUUUCAAUAUGUUUAUGAAGAAAGAUACCUCCAUCUCCAGACUGAAUAAUUUUACCCGCGUUGAGCCUACUCUCCAGUUACUGGGGAUCUCCUUCGACAUAAACACAGCCCAGGACAUAAUGCAGGAGAAGCAGGAUGUUGCCACACGCCUUCUUUACCAACUCUACAUCUCACUUGAAAAGAAGAACAAAGCAGAAAUCAGCAGCACAUUGAUGGAAAUCAUACAGCCUGCAGCUAAUGCUUGCUUGCACAAAAAGGAGCAUGCGAUCUACUCUGACCGCCUGCAUCAGGUGGUGAAACGUGAUGCAGAGCUAAAACUACAGAUCAUUUCGCAGCACAAUGAGGAAAAAUGGCAGCAACAGGACGACAGGUUUGUGACAACGCAUCCCAUCCAGCAAAAGAGACAACUCAGAGUCCAGGAUGAGAAGAGAAUUAAGGAUAUUGAGAAGGUGCCCAAGCCACCUCCCUACACUUCACAGCUCAACCUCAAGAGAAGACAACAGCAGCAGCAACGCAGAGAACAACAAGUGCAGACAGUCCAAAAUGAUAUAGCCCAGUUUGAGACAAGGAAGAAACAGAUUACUUAUGGUUUUGCUUCCUCUUCAAGUGGACAGCCGUUCCCUGGAGAUGUUCUUCUUGGUAGCAGCAACCAGCGCUGUGAGGUCCCUGGAAGUGGAACUAAGCUGACAUUGCAAUCCAAUAGCAAGUAUAUACAAAAUAUCCGACAAAGGCUGCAGGAGAGUGCUGUAGCUCGUGAGCAGAGAGAGAAAAGACGAGACAGAUUCCUGGUGGAGCAGCUCAAGGCCCAUGAAGCUCAAGAGGAGGCACGGCGAGAGGAGCAGCUGGUGAAGCGUCUGACACGUCAGACUCAGCAGGAGCAGCGUUUGGCAGCUCAGCUCCUCCAGAUACGCAUGCAGAAGGAUGUGAUCCGGGAUAACCGCCUGUUCAGAGAGCAGCAGUACCAGCAACGGAGAGAGAGGGACUUCCAGGAAGCUCUGGAAAGGGAGGCGGCUUUGGCUCAGCAGGUUAAAUUGGACUGUGCCGAAGAGAUCAGAAAGGAGCUUGAAUUCUGUAACAGGAUUGCUGCUGAGCGAUCUCAGAGCAGAUACAAGAAGCACUUUAAGAGCUGCAAGGACAUUGGGGAGCAGAUAGUGGACUUGGCCACCAAGGUUGGAGAAUAUCGACUGCUCACUGAGAAUCUGAUUCCACAGAAGCUGAUGAGAGAGUGGAAAGAAUUGCUGUUCAGUGGUCUGCCUCUCUAUGAGCCGAUAAAGUGCCAGCAGCCAGGGUUUGAGUUCUCUACCCCACGAGACCCUGUAGAGCUUAAGAAGCAGGAGAUACUCAAAAACCAGGACUAUGAUGAAUACACUAACAUGGUAGGUGAGUGGGCAUGGCCAGAGGAAGCAGGGGAGACCAAAUUACCCCUGACCAACAACAACAUUCUUGGACACGUUGUCCUACGACUGAGGAACAUUGUUCAUCAAUCCAAUGUGAAACCCUUCUCACCGUCAUUUCCUCACUUCACCCUCAAGGCCUGUGUCCUUGGCAAGUUUUGCUCCGGCAAGACCACCUGCCUGGCCAAGUUUGCUGAAGCCCAUGGCAUCUAUGUCUUAUCAGCUGACACGCUGAUUAAGGAGGCGCUGAAUGCUUACCGGAAGGGAGAGGAGGUCACAGAGAAGCAGGAAGAGAAAGACAAUAAACAACUGCAUACAUCCUCUCCAUCACUGGAGCCUGAUCUUAAAACUCAAGAGGAAAGAAGAGGCAGCAACAUCAGACUGUCUAACCGGGCCAUGCAGGGAGCAGCUGCAGAAGAAGAGUUGAGGAAAGGCAACGCCAUCCCUAAUGGGCUGUUAGUGGACAUCAUAGUAGAGGCUAUUAAGCAGGUUCCAGCUCAGUCAGGUUGGAUCCUGGAUGGCUUUCCAUUGGAUGUUACUCAGGCCUACCUGCUAGAGAAAGCCUUGGGUGGGUCUGUAGAUGUAGAGAAUUGCGUUGUAAGCAGUAGGACGAACCUUGCUGCUGAUCCUAACCCUCCCAAACCUCCAACGCCCCCAACUCCUGUACUGGACCUGGCUCUGCUGCUGGAUAUCCCUGAUGAGUGUGUGAUCAGACGUCCAUUCAGUCAGAUGGAUACAGAUAGUGAUGAUGCUAAAACCGCCCAUCCCACAGACAAGAACUUGUAUCUGGCACAAAUUCCACACAGAAUUACAGCUUUUCAAGACACCUGGCCAAAACUAGAUAAAUGGUUUGGUGGAAAGCAAAACAUUUUGGUCCGUAUUGAUGCCGAUGUAGACGAGGAGGAGCUUUACAAUAGGAUGGCGUCUGUCCUGCGGCACGUUAUGAUGCAAACAAAGGAAGCUACACCUAUAGACCAACCUCAGGGCAUCACAGACAAAGCCCUCGGCCCCACAAAGUCCUGUUCUAAACUGAAUGAGAAAAAAGCCAAAAGUGUGAAGUCACUUUCCAAAUCCAACACACAAUCCCUCAGAGGGCACCCUCGGAAGGCGUCAAUGUCCUCAGUGACCAAUGAGCACUCUCGGGGAGUCCCCAAGAACCCACCUGCUCCUUCCUGCCCAGGUUCUUCCAGCUGGGUCUAUGUGGAUGAACCCCUUCCUCCAAAAAUCCCAGAGUACCUGUGCCCCCAUUGGGACUCAGUUUGUGAUUCUUAUGUGAACAACGUAAAGACAGUGAUGCAACAGCUGCGCUCACAACGCGACGUUAUUAACCAUCACCUGUUCAACAUCAGAGAGGAGUACAAGCAUUACCUGGGGCGUCCAGACUUAAAGCAGGAGUUAGUGUCUCAUUGGCAGAAGGACUUCAACAGCAUACCUGAUGAUAUGAGAGAAGACGAGGAUACCCAAGCAGAGCUACAUCUGAGACUGGAUGAACUGCGUGAACGUUUGUGGGACAUUAGUGACAAGCGUAAGGAGGAGGACGACCAGGAAAGGGCUGCUCUCAUGGGGGACGGCUGGUUGGAGGAACACACAGCCGUCCUCGUCAACCACCACUCUGUACUCAUGCAGGUCGAGUUGGACCGUUUCCAGGACACACUCUGUAUUCUCAGGGUUUACUAUUUGAGCAUGUACAGACAGGUGUUGCCUGAGCUACCCUCCAAUUUGGUUUGUAUCCCCCUUCUGGACACCCCAGAAAUGAAGGAUCAGGACGAGAGUACUAAGCCAGCGGGCACAAGUGUGCCUAGUCAGAUGGAUGACGGAGAAGACGAGAGGAGGAUUAAACUACAUCCUGACUCCAAGGCGAAAAUCCAGGAUGAAACAGAACCUGUCAAGCCACCCUAUGAGAAACUGAUCUCCGACUAUGAGGAGGCACUCACAGCCAUCAGCAAAUUGGUGUCAGCAGAAGCCCACCAGGGGGAGAUGAAAGAGCAGAAGGAGAGACCACAAGAGAAAGAGAGGGCGGAGCCCUCAGCAAGUGCAAACAAAAAGGAAAAAAUAAAUCUUUCAUCAGAAAAACCGAAAGGUCCACCAUCCCCACCUCCGGCACCCAGCCCUGCUCCAGCUGAGACUCAUGAUCAAGAACUCAAACAAAAAAUACAUAAAGAAUAUGCAGCCUCACUGGAUCACGAGGAGAAUGCAGCAAAGGUGCGCAUUGUGCUGCUGAAAGGUCAUGGUCUGGUGAUGGUGCGCUUUCUGCAAAGCAGAGCAGAACAGACAUUAAGUAACAUGGAGAAGUGGUUAGCAGAACACUAUCUUGAAGAAAUGGAGAGUAUUGACAAACUAUCAGAAGUUGUCCGCCACCACAUAGAGGCUGGUGCUAAGUUGCAGAAUGGGCUGGUGUUGGAAUACACUAACUUCUACCUGAAUGGAGACAGCCACAUGGUGGCUAGCCCGGCUCCCCGUCCCCCUGCUCUGGAGAAACCCACACGGUCCACCCCGACCGUCACUCAGCUAGAGUCACUUCAACAACAGCUCUGCUACGUUGCUCCAACAGGCCUCAUAUCCAGUUCUGAGUUCUCCAGUUUGCUCAGGGAUAUCAUAUCUGUUAACAUGGGCAGAAACACCUUUCCUGAGCCCUGGAUUAACACAAAUGAAACACAGUUGAUGAAGAUUGUAUCUCUGCUCGUAGACGUCUAUGAGCUGAUAGACUGGCGUAGGUUUCUGCUCAGUGCUGCCCUCCCUUGGCCUUUUCCUUCCUUAUCACAGCUUCUGGCCGUGCUACACCAUUUCGAGGCAGCAGAUACUGGCGGCACAGGCUAUUUAAACGAGGACCAGUACCUACAGACAGAGUUGUGGUUUUCCAGUGAUAGUGUCCAGCCCAUCCCAGAGGACCCCUCGGAGCCUCUACCUUAUGACCGUCUGGCUAACCUACGCAAGUUCUUUUUCCAGUUGUUUGCGGAGCACUCUUUCUCUCCGCCUCGAUUGGACUAUUUGUCCAUGCUGCAGUACUUUGCAGCCGACCCUAACCCCAGACAGGGCUUCAUCAGAGCACUCAGUGUAGUGCUGGGACAACAUAUCAAGCACUCCUCACCUGGCCAUCUUGUCAAGUCUAUGCCCAGUAUAGAAGAGGCUGCAGAGUUCAUCUCCUCAGAACCUAAUGGAGACUACAAGGAAGGAGAAACUCCGUUAGCAUCAAGCAGUUUGUUGGGGGAGCAGGAAGUGUCCAUCUCUGCUCUCCUUGCUGUAAUCUGCCACCAGAAAGCCACCAACCCCCUCCCUCCAGGCUGCCUGAGUCAGGAGGAGCACACUGAGCGACUGGAGCACAUAUUCAGACAGCUGGGUUACAUGCCUGAGGACUGUGUCCCCUUCUCCGUUCUUUCUCUGGAUCCUUUCAUCCAGGAUCUGAUGGAGAACUCACCACACUACCAGCUUGUAGACAUUCAUAGAGUGCUACUGGCCCAUCAGGAUGAAAGAGAGGCUAACAGCUCGGACGUUUUCUAAAGGAUAAGACAAAUACAUGCUGCUGUUUGCACCACAAACUUUCAUUUCCACAGAAAAUGCAAAAUAAAUUUGCUUUGGCCAUUUUGAAGUAUUCUACUUACUUUUAUGUUUGACAUGUUUGAUGAAAUAUAUUGCUUACUUCAGUAUUGAUUACAUACAUUAGCAACCAUAACUUGCGUCAGUAUGUAGAAAUGUCUGUAAUUGAUGACUGGAAUGACAAGAAUAAAAUCGAUGAUGGCA
Messenger RNA from Cottoperca gobio, 5486 nucleotides. It is a transcript of the gene spef2, whose product is annotated as sperm flagellar 2. Gene Ontology annotation, biological process: sperm axoneme assembly. Bases 219 to 5246 code for a protein of 1675 amino acids. Lineage: Eukaryota; Metazoa; Chordata; Actinopteri; Perciformes; Bovichtidae. The transcript is spliced from 39 exons. Gene Ontology annotation, molecular function: protein binding. Gene Ontology annotation, cellular component: sperm midpiece; manchette. The record is from RefSeq and is a predicted model, not a curated record.